Messenger RNA from Lactuca virosa, 488 nucleotides. NCBI's taxonomy places the organism in Eukaryota, Viridiplantae, Streptophyta, Magnoliopsida, Asterales, Asteraceae. The record is from the annotation of a GenBank genome assembly.
UCAAUGCAAAAACCUUUUUCCUCUAUAUAUUCUACCCACCUUCAUCACUCCACCUUACACAACUACCCUCUUCAAUUCAACAAAUCAUGAAUGAACCAAAAUAUGCUUAUCCUUACCCUGCUCAAGGAGGAGGCUAUUAUCAAGGACCUCCGGUGAUGGCGCCGCCGCAAUACGCCGCACCUCCUCCUCCCCGACGAGAACCUGGUUUUCUUGAAGGCUGUCUAGCGGCUUUGUGUUGCUGUUGUCUUCUUGAUGAGUGUUGCUGUGAUCCAACUAUCAUCUUCUUCUGAUCGCUUUACUUGUUGCCAUGAAUAGAAGAAAAAUAUGAAUUUUAUGUUUUUUUUUUUUAGAUUUUGAUUUUAAUGUAUUUAUUUACUUAUUUAUGGUGUUCUAAGUGCUAACAAAUCCAUGUACUACCACUUUCUGUUUGUGUCAAUAAAUUAAAAAUUUGUAAUGUUGAAUUGAAUUAUUAUUCAUAGUUUUUAAAC